AUGUGGCGGGCCGCUGGGGUAUAUAAGACUCCUCGGGCUCCGGUUUGCUGGGUCCCCGGGCCCAGCCUGCGGAUGGAGACCGCCGAGCGCACAGAGAGCCCCGCAGUCCAGUACGUUCGCGGCCGUAGCCGCCUGCUGCCCACCUCUCCCGAAGGCCGGAUGCUGAGCAGGAGAGCGGACUCCGGGUACCGCACCUCGGCCCCGCCCUGCGCCUCCCCCGCUCCAUCCCUACCGCUCGCGCCUCCCCAGCUCCUCCUCCCGGCACUCCGCUCCCGACAUCCUCCUAGCCCCAGCUCAGCUGCUGUCUGUUCUAAGGGUUCUGCUUUCACGUCUCCUCUGCGCACCUUGUGCUCCCCACCUCGCAGAUCCGCAGGCUUCUGGAGACCAUGGGUUGAAGACCAAGGCGAAAAGGAGGAGGAGGCGCCGCACCGCACCACGGAGGCGAUGCCCGAUGGCCCCGGAAUAAGGGACGCCUCAGGAAAGCUUUCCAGGUACAGACACCCAGUCAGACUAUUUUGGCCAAAAUCAAAGUGUUAUGAUUACUUGUAUCAAGAAGCAGAAGCUCUUCUGAAAAAUUUUCCAAUUCAAGCCACAAUUUCAUUUUAUGAAGAUUCUGAUAGUGAAGAAGAAAUUGAGGAGCUGAUCUGUGAAAAUUAA
Molecule: messenger RNA, 657 nt
Organism: Phacochoerus africanus (Common warthog)
Lineage: Eukaryota; Metazoa; Chordata; Mammalia; Artiodactyla; Suidae
Gene: RIPPLY2
Product: ripply transcriptional repressor 2
Exons: 3
Coding region: 1-657 (218 amino acids)
Biological process (GO): embryonic pattern specification; negative regulation of transcription by RNA polymerase II
Cellular component (GO): nucleus
Source: RefSeq, a predicted model, not a curated record